Thermothelomyces thermophilus ATCC 42464 is the source of this 1290-nucleotide messenger RNA. RefSeq lists its product as uncharacterized. The record is from RefSeq and is a predicted model, not a curated record. The transcript is spliced from 4 exons. Gene Ontology annotation, molecular function: transmembrane transporter activity. Lineage: Eukaryota; Fungi; Ascomycota; Sordariomycetes; Sordariales; Chaetomiaceae. Bases 1 to 1290 code for a protein of 429 amino acids. Gene Ontology annotation, biological process: transmembrane transport.
AUGGCCCAACAGGCGGCUUUAACACCACUCCGGGCGACCUGGAGGGCGGUCACAUGGGAAGGCGACGGCGACGCGGGUCACCCGCAUAAUUGGAGCGACAUGCAUAAAUGGGCCAUCACGGUGCUGCUGUCCCUGGGUGGGCUGGUGACGCUCACGUUCGGGGCGAUGCUGGCGCCCGCGCUUUCUUCCAUUGCCUCAGAUCUCGGAACGAGUCAGGAUGAGGCGCAGAUCUUCCUGUCCAUCUUUGUCUUGUCCUUUGCUUUCGGCCCGAUGGUGCUCGCGCCUCUUGCGGAGACGUUUGGGCGGCGGCAGGCCUGGAUCGUCCCCAACUGCUUCUAUAUCCUGUGGAAUACUGUGUGCGGGUUCAUCGUGACCGCCGGCUUGCUGAUCGCUGGUCGGCUUCUCGCUGGCAUCGGUGCAAGCGUAGACUUUGCACUCACGAACCCCGUUCUAGCGGAUCUCUGGCCGCCAUCGCAGGGCAACAAGUCGUUCGCCAUCGCGACCUUCCUCGCCCUACUUGGGCCAGCGUUGGGCCCCAUUGGCGGCGGUGCCGUGACGCAGACAAUCGGUUGGCGCUGGAUCGUUUGGAUCCUUUCCAUCUUCGACGGUGUCCUUGUUCUAGUGGGGCUCGCGGUCGUUCGCGAGACAUACGCGAUCAUCCUUCUGCGCCGGUGGGCGGCAACCCUUCGCAAACAGACGAACCAGCCUUACCAAGUCGCCAACAACGACGGCGGGAGCGACCCGCUCACAUCAAAGCUCUCCAGGGCUCUGACCCGCCCGGUCCGACUCCUCGCGACGCAGCCUGCGCUGCAGAUCAUGUCCCUGUUCCUGGCUUACAACUUUGGGGUCCUCUACGUCGUCCUGUCCACCUUUGCCAGCCUGUGGGUGGAACGGUACCGCCAGACCGAGGCGCAGAGCGGACUGCAAUACCUUGCGCUAGUCAUCGGGUACACGCUGGCGGCCCAAGUCGGCGCCCGAGCCACAGACCGCCUGUGGAGGCACCUGAAGGAGAAGAAGAAGAAGGCCCGUGGCGACGGGGACGCCGUGCCCGAGUACUGUGCGCCGCUGAUGGUGCCCGGCGCCAUGCUGAUCCCGGCGGGCUUUCCUUUCCUUCGCAGCAUCGCCGGCUUUGCCUUUCCGCUCUUCGCGCCGCUCAUGUACCGCAGUCUGGGGUACGGUUGGGGGAACAGCUUCUUGGCCUUUGUUUCGCUCGCCUUGGGCCUGCCGGCGCCGCUGUUGAUCUGGCCGUACGUGGCUAGGAUUCGCGCAAAGGGAAAGCCGCAGUCGUAG